AUGUUGACUAAUUUGCAGAUCAUCUCGAGAAGACAAAGAGUCCUCAUAGACUUGUUAUGUAGUUGUGAAAGCAAAACUGAAUUAUAUGUUAGUACAGCUGGACCAUAUUUCUCUCAAUUUGCAGACCUUACAAAUGAAGAAUUCACAGCCUCCAGAAAUCGGUUCAAAGGGCAUGAGUGUUCCACAAAGACCACUACUUUCAGGUAUGAAAAUGCUAGUGUGCCGGCCACAAUGGACUGGAGACAGAAAGGAGCUGUAACUCCCGUCAAGGACCAAGGCCAAUGUGGGUCCUGUUGGGCGUUCUCAGCCGUGGCAGCCAUGGAAGGAAUUACUCAACUUACAACUGGUAAAUUGAUUUCUUUGUCUGAGCAAGAGCUAGUUGACCGUGAUGUCAAUGGUGAAGCCCAAGACUGUUGGGGUGGCUUAAUGGAUGAUGACUUUCGAUUCAUCGAUGAAAACCAUGGACUUAGCACCGAGGCUAAUUAUCCCUACACCGGUGUUGAGGCUACAUGCAAUGCCAAGAAGGAAGUAAGCCAUGCAGCCUCGAUAACUGGCCACGAAGAUGUGCCUGCAAACAGUGAAAGCGCACUUCUUAAGGCUGUUGCCAGUCAACCUAUUUCUGUUUAUAUUGAUGCUAGUGGAUCUGAUUUCCAAUUCUAUUCAAGUGGUGUUUUCACAGGAACCUGUGGAACGAGCCUAGACCAUGGUGUUACUGCUGUUGGUUAUGGCAUCAGCGAUGAUGGGACUAAGUAUUGGUUGGUUAAGAACUCAUGGGGCGCAGAAUGGGGAGAAGAAGGUUACAUACGAAUGCAAAGAGAUGUUGCUUCACAGGAAGGUCUCUGUGGUAUUGCUAUGGAAGCCUCUUACCCCACUGCAUGA
Messenger RNA from Rosa chinensis, 879 nucleotides. Its product is annotated as senescence-specific cysteine protease SAG39. Gene Ontology annotation, cellular component: lysosome. The coding region runs from base 1 to 879 and encodes 292 amino acids. Gene Ontology annotation, molecular function: cysteine-type endopeptidase activity. Lineage: Eukaryota; Viridiplantae; Streptophyta; Magnoliopsida; Rosales; Rosaceae. The record is from RefSeq and is a predicted model, not a curated record. The transcript has 2 exons.